AUGGCGCAAACGGAGCCCCCGAAGGCGGUGCGGCUGUGGCGCGAUGCCGCCCUGCGCGCACGGAAGCUGCGGGGCGGCCCCGGCGACCCCGAGCUCGAGGAGCCGGACGCGGGGCCGCCGGGAGGGCCGCCGGCUCCGCCGACCCCCGCCGCCACGCCUCGCCGCCCGCUCCCGGCGGCGGCUCUGGGGGAGCUGGAGGCGCUGAACCUGAGCGGGCGGGGGCUGGAGGAGCUGCCCGAGGAGGUGGGCGCCGCCCUGAGCGGGCUGCGGGUACUCAGCUUGCGGCGCAACCGGCUGGGACGCCUGCCUGCCGCCGCCCUGCGCCACCUGGGCAGCCUGACCGAGCUCGACCUCAGCCACAACCGGCUGCGGGGCCUGGGGGACGGCGGAGCGCUGGCGGGGCUGCGGGGCCUGCGCAAGCUCAGCCUCAGCCACAACGAGCUGGGCGCCGAGGGCCCGGGCUUGCCCCCCCGCCUCGCCGAGCUGGGCCGCCUCGAGGAGCUCGACCUCAGCUUCAACCGCCUGCGCCGCCUGCCCGAGGGCCUGGGUCGCCUGCGGCACCUCCGCGCCCUCGACGUCGACCACAACCUGCUGCCCUCCUUCCCCUCUCCGCUGCUGGAGCUGGCGGCCCUGGAGGAACUCGACUGCUCUGGCAACCGCCACCUCGGGGCCCUGCCCGAGGGCAUCGCCGCCCUCCGCCGCCUCAAGAUCCUCUGGCUGAGCGGCACCGGGCUGGCGGCUUUACCCGAGGGUCUCUGCCAGCUGAGCGCCCUGGAGAGCCUCAUGCUGGAUGGCAACCGGCUGCGGGCCCUGCCCGCCGGCUUUGGCAACCUGCAGCGGCUCAAGAUGCUGAACCUCUCCUCCAAUCUGCUGGGGGAGUUCCCCGCUGCCAUCCUGGCGCUGCCCAGUCUGGAGGAGCUCUACCUGAGCCGCAACCAGCUCACUCUGCUGCCCACUCACCUCUGCCAGCUCCGCCAGCUCCGCACCCUCUGGCUGGACAACAACCAUAUCCGCUAUCUGCCUGACUCCAUCGUGCUUCUCCAUAGCCUGGAGGAGCUCGUCCUGCAAGGUAACCAGAUUGCCAUCCUGCCCGAGGGCUUUGGGCAGCUUUCCCGUGUCACCCUGUGGAAGAUCAAAGACAACCCCCUCAUCCAGCCUCCCUAUGAGGUGUGCAUGAAGGGUAUCCCCUACAUCGCAGCCUACCAGCAGGAGCUGGCCCACUCUCAGCCCGCCCUCAAACCCCGCCUCAAGCUGGUCCUCAUGGGCCCCAAGGAUGCGGGAAAGACCCUGCUGAGACGAUGCCUCAUGGAGGAGGAUGGGCAGAGGGAGGAUGUGGGAAGUCUGGUGGUGGGGAGCACCCAGCCCAGAGUAUGCCCUAAGCAGCAGCAGGACCCGGGAAGAGUGCCGGUUGGGUGUUGCCCCUUCCCAGAGCCUCAGGACACUUCCUCAGCGCGGGUGCCUGUCGUGCAGCAGUCAGAACAUCUCCCUGUUGAGUGGCAGGAGUUCCCUUCUCAUCUACCCUGUCAGCAAGCGAAAGGGGAAACGCCUCGCCCUGCUCCAUCGCUGCCACUUAAUUCCUCCCAAGUACCAUCAGGGCUGGGACCAUCAGGUGGCAGCAAGGGCAUUGAGGUGAUGGACUGGACAGCAGAUGCAGAGCGAGGCCUGACGUUCAUUGUGUAUGAGCUGGCAGGGGACCCCAGCUAUGAUGUGAUCCAGUCUUUCUUCCUCUCUCCUGGAGCCCUCUAUGUGCUGGUGGUCAAUUUGAGUGCCUACGUCCCUCAGCACUUCUACCCCUCUGUGGGCUAUUUCUUGCACUGGCUCGGUUCCAAGGUGCCCCAUGCCGUGGUGUGCAUGGUGGGAACCCACGCUGACCUCUGUGCGGAGCGGGAGUUGGAAGAGAAGUGCCUGGACAUCCAUCACCAGAUUGCUCAGCAGGAGAAGAGGGAUGCUGAGGGGCUCCAGAGCUUGGUCCAACAGGUGGAUGAGGCUCUGGGACAGGACUUUGACCUGCGCUGCUCCAGCCCGCAUGCUGCCUUUUAUGGGGUCUCGGACAAGAACUUGAGGCGAAAGAAAGCCCAGUUUCAGUACCUUCUGAACCACCGCCCACAGAUCCUCUCUCCAGUGCUGCCUUUCAGCUGCCGGGACCGUUGCCAAGUGCGUCGCUUGCGGGACAAGCUCCUCUCGGUGGCUGAACACCGGGAAAUCUUCCCGAACCUGCACCGGGUGUUGCCCAAAUCCUGGCAAGUGCUGGAGGAGCUGCACUUCCAGCCACAAGCUCAGCAGCUGUGGCUUAGCUGGUGGGACUCUGCCCGGUUGGGCUUGCAGGCAGGCCUGACAGAGGAUCGGCUCCAGAGCGCCCUGUCCUACCUGCACGAGAGUGGGAAGCUGCUGUACUUCGAGGAGCACCUCACCUUGAGGGAAUAUGUGUUCCACAACCUGCCACGACUCAUUGACAUCCUCAAUGUCUUUUGCCAGUGGGAUUCCACCGUGCUGCUCCAGAAACUGCUCAGUGACUCCCAUGUUGAUGAACUGAGAGCAUCUCAGCUCCAUCAUUACGUGGAGGGCUUCUUGCUGCACGGCCUCCUCCCUGCCCACAUUAUCCGUCUCCUCCUUAAGCCCCACAUCCAGAGCCGGGAGGAUCUGCAGCUCAUCCUGGAGCUGCUGGAGAAGAUGGGGCUCUGUUACUGUGUCAACAAACCCAAAUGCAAGCCCUUAAACGGGGCAGCCGCUUGGUACAAGUUCCCCUGCUACGUGAAAAACGAGGUGCCCCACGCGGAGGCGUGGAUCAACGGCACCAACCUGAGCGGGCAGUCCUUCGUGGUGGAGCAGCUGCAGAUUGAGUAUAGCUUUCCAUUCAUUUUCCCACCCGGCUUGUUUGCACGCUACAGUGUCCAGAUCAACAGCCACGUGGUUCAGCGGUCAGAUGGCAAAUACCAGAUCUAUGCCUACAGGGGAAAGGUGCCCGUGGUGGUGAGUUACCGGCCUGCCAGGGGAGCUCUGCAGCCAGAUACUCUGUCUAUUGCUAGUCAUGCAUCCCUACCAAAUAUCUGGACAGCUUGGCAAGCUAUCACGCCGUUAGUGGAAGAACUGAAUGUCCUGCUCCAGGAAUGGCCAGGCCUGUACUACACUGUGCACGUCCUCUGUUCAAAGUGCCUUAAAAGAGGGUCACCCAACCCACACGCUUUUCCAGGAGAACUGCUGAGUCAGCCGAGACCAGAGGGACUGGCGGAGAUCAUCUGUCCCAAGAACGGCAGCGAGCGAGUUAAUGUUGCCUUGGUUUACCCCCCCACGCCUACUGUGAUCAGCCCUUGUUCCAAAUAAAUCAUCAGUGCUGGUGCCAAAGGUUUUCCACCAGGCAGAACAUGGCUGAUGCUCUGCAGUGCUCCCAUCUCUCCAGUUGUGGAGUUGCAUGCUAACAGGGAUCGAUGGGACUUUGGACUCUGAAAAGCUGUGGGGCAGGGGCAGCUCCCAGGGGGGGGCCUGGUGGCUGGAGUGGAGGCAGUCACCUGAAGGUCGAGGACAACAACAAGGCAUGAAGCAAAAUGAUUGCUGCAGAUGGCAGAGCCACUGGCCAGAGGGGAAGCAUUGGGGAAUAGGAUUCUGUGGACCCAUUGAUCACGUGUUGAAAACCCAUUUGGAUCUCAUGAUGAAUGUAAAAAUGUUCUUGGUACCAUUUAAUUCAGACCUGCUUGGAGGAAAGUUUCUUGAUGUGAGCUGUAGCGGGAUCCCCUGGACUUGUUCCUGGACAAG
Calypte anna (Anna's hummingbird) is the source of this 3750-nucleotide messenger RNA. RefSeq names its product malignant fibrous histiocytoma amplified sequence 1 (gene MFHAS1). The transcript is spliced from 3 exons. Gene Ontology annotation, molecular function: protein binding. Bases 1 to 3321 code for a protein of 1106 amino acids. The record is from RefSeq and is a predicted model, not a curated record. NCBI's taxonomy places the organism in Eukaryota, Metazoa, Chordata, Aves, Apodiformes, Trochilidae.